Penicillium argentinense is the source of this 1308-nucleotide messenger RNA. Its product is annotated as putative trimethyllysine dioxygenase TmlH. Gene Ontology annotation, biological process: carnitine biosynthetic process. The record is from RefSeq and is a predicted model, not a curated record. Lineage: Eukaryota; Fungi; Ascomycota; Eurotiomycetes; Eurotiales; Aspergillaceae. The coding region runs from base 1 to 1308 and encodes 435 amino acids. Gene Ontology annotation, molecular function: trimethyllysine dioxygenase activity; iron ion binding. Gene Ontology annotation, cellular component: mitochondrion. The transcript has 10 exons.
AUGUCCGAUCACACGAUUGUCGGCCUCAAGGCGCAGUGGCCUAGUAUGUCUUUCACCUUGACAAUUGGGUUGUACAGUGGUUCUUUCUCCAGAGGGAACGCCUCCGUGGCUUCACCGGAUAUUGGAAAGUCCACUGGAACGGAUUCUUCGGGACAAAAGGUCCAGCAGGGGCUUCCUAGACACCUCAGCCAUAUCAACCUUGAUUCGAAAGAGGGAUGGGCAGCUAUGAAAGCCCUGCACACGGGUCAUAUCGUGUUAGCCAGAUCCAGCGACAAAUUCUCCCGAUUUGGGCCCUUUUUCCUAAGAGAAAACUGUCAAUGCCACAAGUGCGUCCAUCCGGAUACCAAGCAGAGAACAGUUGAGGUCUCUUCGAUUCCGGCCAACAUCGCACCUACCGAGAUCAAUUGCACCGCGGACGAAGCUCGCAUCGAAUGGGAAGAUGUCUACCCUGAAGUGGUUUAUGGCGAGGUAAUGAAAAAAGAAGCCUCGGUACUCGACUGGUUGGAGAAAAUUCAAUCAUACGGUUUCUGUUUCAUCAAAGGGGUCCCUGUCGAUCCAGAGUCAACCAAGUCUCUCAUUGAACGAAUUGCGUUUGUGAGGUAUACACACUAUGGUGGAUUCUGGGACUUUACUGCCGAUCUCACCUUCAAGGAUACCGCAUAUACCAAUGAGGCCCUCGGUGUCCACACAGACAACACCUAUUUUACUGAUCCGGCGAGACUCCAGCUUUUCCACUUGCUCUCUCAUACAGAUGGCUCAGGAGGCGAGAGUUUGCUUGUUGAUGGAUUCUCAGCCGCCGAUGAGCUUUUCCGCACGGAUCCACGACUUCACAAGGCCUUGACUCUUCACAGACACCCGUGGCACGCCAGCGGGAAUGAGGACGUUUGCAUCCAGCCAUCGUACAUGACGCCUGUUUUCUCUAUUCACCCCGACCUCGGAAGAAUUUAUCAAAUCCGUUGGAACAACUACGACCGCGCGCCUAAGACGAACUGGGAUUUAGAAUCUCAGAAAACUUGGUACGAAGCUGCUCAGUGCUACGACAAGAUCUUGAACCAAAAGCAGAGAAUGAUCCAGACACAGCUUCAACCUGGAACAGCGCUAAUCUUCGACAACUGGAGAAUGAUGCAUGGUCGCACCGAGUUCACUGGAAAGAGAAGAAUGUGUGGCGGAUACGUGAACAACGACGACUACAUUUCACGACUCCGUCUUCUCAAGUUUGGUCGAGAGAAUGUGUUGAACAACCUCGGAAACUUUGAUGAGGCGCUGCCUUACCUGCGAAACCAGGAAGGUCGAUAUUCAAUUGUCUAG